Molecule: messenger RNA, 4335 nt
Organism: Acanthoscelides obtectus
Lineage: Eukaryota; Metazoa; Arthropoda; Insecta; Coleoptera; Chrysomelidae
Source: the annotation of a GenBank genome assembly
AUGGAAUCACGGUGAUUUAGUGAGCCGCUGUCAGAAAUGAGGAACAUAAAACAGUCGUCAUAUUUCCUUGAUACAAGCUGAUGUGGAAUGUGUAUUACUAUAUUCGAGAAGAGUGCUUAGUGGGGGACCAAAUCGAUCGCCUGGCACGUGGUGGACAAAAAUGUAAACAUAGUUAUAGUUGACCUGCUAGUGAUAUAUAGGCGUGGUCUUUAUGUCCGGCAACACUGUCUGAAGCAAUCCGUGACAUGCUCCUUGACAAAUUGACAUGUGUUUAAUUUGAGGUUAUGUAUUGUGCUAUUGAAAACAGGGAAGAGGAUAGAAAAGUUCACGCUGAGGUGUAAUGGGCAAAGCAAAGAAAAUGAAACCUUCGGAAACUGGAACGACCAGAGCACCCUUAGAAGCUGAUAUCCAUGACGCAAAAUUUGCCAGAAGUAAAAAUAGAAGUAAAAUACGUCUUAGACAAGAUGACGACCAACAGUUUGUAGAUUCGUCAUUAUCUCGUAAAAUUUUAUCAGCUGCAAGGCAACAGCAGAGAGAACUAGAAUCAGGCCAAGAAACUGCUUCAGGUGCAAAACCAGUAGUUCCAGAACUGACUAUUGAGGGCCACUCAGAUUCAGAAGAUGAGGAGGAUACUUUGGAACCAGAUACAUUUUAUGAAAAUAUUCAGAUUAAUGAAGAGGAUGAAAAGGCAAUGGAAAUGUUCAUGAACAGAAACGCAGCUCCAACUAGGACACUGGCAGAUAUCAUAAUGGAAAAAAUUACAGAAAAGCAGACUGAGCUGGGAACACAGUUCAGUGAUGUGGGAUCUCUACAAAUACAAGAUAUUGACCCUAGAGUGAAGCAGAUGUAUGAGAGUGUUCGAGAUGUUUUAAGAAAAUAUAGGAGUGGAAAGCUACCUAAGGCAUUCAAAAUUGUUCCUAAGUUGAGGAAUUGGGAACAAAUACUUUAUAUCACAGAUCCACCAAGCUGGUCAGCUGCUGCGAUGUACCAAGCCACAAGAAUUUUUGCAUCAAAUCUAAAAGAAAAGAUGGCUCAACGAUUUUACAAUCUUGUACUACUACCUCGUAUCAGAGAUGAUUUGGCAGAGUAUAAAAGACUAAAUUUCCACUUGUACCAGGCCCUAAGAAAAGCACUAUUCAAACCUGGAGCCUUUAUGAAAGGUAUCCUUUUGCCACUUCUAGAAAGCGGUAACUGCACCUUACGAGAAGCUAUCAUAGUGGGUUCAGUUGUAGCAAGAAAUUCGAUACCAGUAUUGCACUCAUCAGCAGCGAUUUUGAAGAUUGCAGAAAUGGAUUAUGUCGGGUCUAACUCUAUCUUCCUCAGGAUCUUUUUUGAUAAACGAUAUGCUCUGCCAUAUAGAGUUGUGGACGCUUGUGUCUUCCACUUUUUGAGGUCAGAUGUCUUUUCACCUGGAAUGUAAAUAUUGGAUGGAAUUCUGAUCCCAUUAAUGCUUAUUCAAUGUGCAAAUUUUGAUUAUUUUAGCAACUGUGAAGAUUUUAUAACCAACAAGGCGCAUAGCUCAAAUUUGUGUUAAAAUGCAAUGUUUCUUGUAUAUAAACAUACAUGUGGAAAAUCCGCAGAUUUGGACCAUGGUACAGGCGUAUAGCUCGGCUACGUUAUAAGUAAGGUAAUCGCGAGCGUUACGGCUUGAUUAGCGACAGGCAGUAUGGUUUCCGGCACCAGCGUUCUACAGGGGAGCUCCUAGCUUACGUCACGCAACUGUCCCAGUCUUAUGGUGAGGCUCAUGUCGUUGCUCUUGUUAUCACGAACGCGUUCGAUCAGCUGUGGCACGCUGUCCUCUUAUGCAAACUUUCAUCCGUUGGCCUCCCAGAGAAGCUUAUCAGAUGGGUGGCUGACUUUCUCUCUGGCCCCAAGAUAUCCUUCGUUAUUGACGGAUUCCUCUUACAUAUCAACGACCUAUUUUCUUGCACGGUAAAUCCAAUCCACAGCUUUGCUAAUGACAGCACCCUAUAUACAGGAAUUCAGAGCGACAAGCCGAUCUCUGCCGGUGAUCUAGAAAAAAGAAUACUAGCAGUGACUUCCUCUCUGACGAGAGAUCUGAGGCUAUCAUUCAACAACAAUCUUGUACAUUCUAAAGCACAGUACUGUACCUUGACGAACAAAAAGCGUCCCAACGCUCAUCCAGUUUCGAUGGAUGGCCGCGUUCUGCCAAAGGGCUAUUCAUUUCGGCUGGUCAAAGUCCAGAUCGCCGAGGACUUGAUCUGUCACGAACAGAUCUCAGCAAUAGCGGCAGCUGCUGAGAAAAAGCUAGGGCUGAGAAGUACUUUUCUCCGCAUGACCUCCUCACUCCGUACUAUACUAUGGACGUUAUCACUGCAUGGGGACGCAGCAAUCUUGUACUGUAGUAUGUAAUGCUUCCAAAUCACAGUGACUUGACGGACAGAAAGCGUCCUAGCGCUCAUCGGGUUUCGAUGCAUGGCCGAGUUCUGCCAAAGAGCCCUUCAUUUCGGCUGGUCGGAUCACCGAGAACUUUAUCUGGCACGACCUCAUCUCGUCAAUAGCAGCAGCUGCUGGGAAGAAGCUAGGCUAUUUAUUUAGGGCUAAGAAGUUAUUUGCUCCACAUGACCUACUCACUCUAAACAAGGCCCAGAUAAGACCUAGCCUCGACUAUUGCUCACACGCUUGGGAUGCUGUCGCCCUGACAACAUUAUCUAUGCUCGAUGCUGUCCGGAGGAGGGCUGACGGACUGAUCGAUGAAUCCUCUAUAACAGGGACCCUUUCGCACCGGCGGGACGUCGGCGAUCUAGCUCUCUUCUACCGUUACACCGACGGGCUUUGCUCCUCAGAGCUCAGUUUCAUGAUGCCGCCGCGCGAUGUGCUUAUCAGACUUCGGCCUCCCAUCCUAACCGUGUCGAACUUCGUACAUUCAGAACUGGCCGAUACGACCGCUCCUUUGUCCCGAGGGUGUCAAGGUUAUGGAACAAUCUACAAGAUGAGUUUUUUCCCAGUUCUACUAACCUUAGGCAGUUUAAAAAUCGGAUUCACAAAAUUUCUUUGGGAUCCUCAUAGCAGCCUUAGCAUUUUUAGGUUCUGCCUGCACGGCUGCUUCGGCAUUAGAAAACUUCCAAAAUAACAUGAAAAGUCCUGUAAACAUAAGCCCUAAAAUGUCCCAAUACCAUAGUACGGGGUGUGGAAUUUUUUAUGCCACUGAUCAAAUGCAUUGUGAUAAAGUAUUCUUCGAAUAACUAUAUGCUCAGAUGGUACAACCUCCCCAUCGUGCUAGAUAAUAUGAUUUUCAAUGUCAAAGUUGAAUACUAAUUUCCAAAGUCGAAAUAAAUAAAUUCUUGUAAUGGCUAUGGUUAAAGAACCAUCAGUCACGUUAAAAGGGUAAAGGAUGUCAUGAUACAUCUAAAUAUCACGUCGGGGUUUGGAAAUAAAAAUACUUUUUUGUGCCUUCUUUUACUGAGUUGUGUGUUUGUACCUUUGGAUCGUCAAAUUUAUCCUCAUUGUUACAAAAGAAGUACUGUGAAGCCUUAACAAUAAAUAAAAGUUCAGCUACGAGCAGAUGGUGUACUGUAUGAUUAGGUGUUCAGGGAGUAAAGGCUCACCAUUCAGAUCGCUGUCUUUUAAGGUUUCUUUAGAGCCCGUUAUUUUUAUUGAGAAUUGCCCACAUUUAUUUGUUCAAAGGCUCAACUAUCGAUUCCCGGUGAUAUAGAACGGUACAAUUUUCUGUUUUUAUCCUCAUUCGAACGAUAAUCUAAAUUCUUAUCUCACCCAUAGUCCCAUAGUCGUAAUAGAUAUAACUAUAUAUGUAUCUCGUUCAUAAUAAGGGCGUAUGUAGAUUUGCAGCGGUGCGUCGCAGUAUGUGUUCCAAUUUCUAACAUUAAGUUUUACACCGAAACCAAAAAUUGUUUUUAUACUGGAUCCUGUUGUAUACCCUUAUUUCUUACAUUAUGAUAUGUAAGUGUUACACCGAAACCAAAAAUUGUUUUUAUACUGGAUCCUGUUGUAUACCCUUAUUUCUUACAUUAUGAUAUGUAAGUGUUAUACCGAAAGCAAAAAUUGUUUUUAUACUGGACUCUGUUGUAUACCCUUAUUUCCAGGUUCCAAAACGAUCCCCGUGAACUUCCGGUGCUGUGGCAUCAGGCAUUUCUUACUUUCGUCCAAAGAUACAAAGCAGAUAUUUCAAGUGAACAACGUGACGCUCUGCUGGAACUUUUAAAAAAGCAGUCGCACCACGCUAUGACCCCUGAAAUAAGGAGAGAAUUGCAAAACGCCAAGUGCAGGGAUUUAGAGGAGGCGGAGCCGAAAAUGGAUUUCUAAUAGAUUUACGUGUACAUUAAAGUGAAUUAAUUUGUUUGAAUAAAGUAUUAU